Messenger RNA from Corylus avellana, 3726 nucleotides. RefSeq names its product villin-4. Gene Ontology annotation, biological process: actin filament severing; cytoskeleton organization. Gene Ontology annotation, molecular function: actin filament binding. NCBI's taxonomy places the organism in Eukaryota, Viridiplantae, Streptophyta, Magnoliopsida, Fagales, Betulaceae. The record is from RefSeq and is a predicted model, not a curated record.
CCAUGGAAAUAAUUUGUAAACUGCAAACAAAAAGCAGAGGCCAAAAAUGGUGCAAAAAUGAACAAGAAAAACCCAUAAAUAAUAUGGAUUAAAGAGGGCCAAAAAAAGAAAAGAACAGUUAAUGAGUUUGAGGUGGUGAGCUGGGAACUUUAGCUGUUGUUAUUGCCGUUAGUGAUAAGCACGCCUGGCACUCCCAUCAUCAUCAUCAUUCCCUCCAACCCCUUUCAUUUCUCUCUCCCCUUUUUUCUUUCUCUCUCUCUCCAAUUCUUCAUCUUCUCCCAGCCCCACUUUCCUUUCUUUUCUUUUUCUCUGUCUCACUUUCUUUUUCCCUUCUCCUCCCACAGCCUUUUUUCUCUGCUCCAACCCUCCAAAAUUUUCUUUUUCAUUCUUUCUUUUGUUCUCCUUCGUUAGACUGGAUCUGGGUGCUGCUUCUUUCCCAUUUUCCUCUUCAUUUCCAGUGAUGGGUUUGAUCUGAUUCUUGGAUUUGUCUGCUAUGGUUGAACUUCACUGAUCUGGAUCGGUUUAGCGGGUUCUGUUGCCUGAUUUGCGCAAAGCACACCGCAGUUGGGUACAUGAUUAAGCUGUUAUUUCUGUUUCUAUCUUCAAGUCAAAAGAGUGAAACCAAAUAUUUAAAGCUGCAAAAACAGUAUGUCUGUUUCCAUGAGAGAUCUGGAUCCAGCUUUUCAGGGAGCUGGACAAAAGGCUGGACUUGAAAUAUGGCGCAUUGAAAACUUUCGUCCUGUUCCCGUGGCAAAGUCUGCUCAUGGUAAAUUUUUUACUGGGGAUUCCUAUGUGAUCUUUAAGACAACUGCCUUAAAAAGUGGAGCCUUGCGUCAUGAUAUCCAUUAUUGGCUUGGUAAAGAUACCUCUCAGGACGAAGCUGGUACGGCAGCCAUCAAGACAGUUGAACUUGAUGCAGCUCUUGGAGGACGUGCUGUUCAGUAUCGUGAAGUACAGGGCCAUGAAACUGAAAGGUUCCUAUCCUAUUUUAAGCCAUGUAUUAUACCUCAAGAAGGUGGAGUUUCAUCAGGAUUCAAACAUGCUGAGCCUGAAGAGCACAAGACACGGUUGUAUGUCUGCAAAGGAAAACAUGUUGUCCAUGUAAAAGAGAUUCCCUUUGCUCGAGCUUCACUCAACCAUGAUGACAUUUUUAUUCUGGAUACAAAGUCUAAGAUCUUCCAAUUUAAUGGUUCCAACUCAUCCAUUCAAGAGAGGGCUAAGGCAUUAGAAGUUGUUCAGUACAUUAAAGAUUCUUAUCAUGAUGGGAAAUGUGAGGUAGCUGCCAUUGAGGAUGGAAAAUUGAUGGCUGAUGCUGAAACUGGAGAAUUUUGGGGUUUCUUUGGUGGCUUUGCUCCACUUCCUAGGAAACCAGCUAGCGACGAGGAUAAGACUGUUGGUUCUCAUCCUACUAAGCUACUCUGCAUUGAGAAGGGCAAGGCAGAACCUGUUGAGGCUGAUGCUUUGACGAGGGACUUGCUAGACACAAAUAAAUGCUAUCUACUAGAUUGUGGGAUAGAAGUGUUUGUAUGGAUGGGGAGAAACACCUCUCUUGAUGAAAGAAAGAGUGCAAGCGGAGCUGCAGAAGAGCUAGUCCAUGGCUCUGAUCGACCAAAGUCUCACAUUAUUCGUGUAAUUGAGGGAUUUGAGACGGUGAUGUUCCGGUCCAAGUUUGAUUCAUGGCCUCAGACAACUGAUGUAGCUGUGUCAGAGGAUGGUAGAGGCAAAGUUGCAGCACUCCUAAAACGCCAAGGGGUUAACGUGAAGGGUUUGUUGAAAGCUGAUCCAGUCAAAGAAGAACCCCAACCAUACAUCGACUGCACUGGGAAUCUACAGGUUUGGCGUGUGAGUGGCGAGGAAAAGAUUCUCCUUCCAGCUUCUGAUCAGUCAAAAUUUUACAGUGGAGACUGCUAUAUCUUUCAGUAUUCAUAUCCAGGAGAAGACAGAGAGGAAUACCUUAUAGGAACAUGGUUUGGAAAGCAGAGUGUUGAGGGUGAAAGGGCUUCAGCUAUUUCACUGGCAAGCAAGAUGGUAGAGUCAUUGAAGUUUCUGCCUGCUCAGGCCCGCAUCUAUGAGGGAAAUGAACCAAUUCAGUUUUAUUCAAUCUUCCAGAGCUUCAUAGUUUUUAAGGGCGGUCUUAGUGACGGAUACAAAAAUUACAUUGCGGAGAGGGGAAUUCCAGAUGAGACAUAUAAAGAGGACGGCAUUGCAUUAUUUCGAGUCCAGGGCACUGGGCCUGAUAAUAUGCAAGCAAUACAAGUUGAAGCAGUUGCAUCAUCUUUGAAUUCUUCCUACUGUUAUAUUUUACAUAGCGACUCCACCAUCUUUACAUGGUGUGGAAGCCUCACAAGCUCGGAUAACCAGGAGCUGCUUGAGAGGCAACUUGAUCUGAUAAAGCCAAACUUACAGUCCAAAACACAAAAGGAAGGUGCUGAAUCUGACCAGUUUUGGGCUUUGUUAGGAGAAAAAUCUGAAUACCCCAGCCAAAAGAUUGUCAGGGAUGCUGAAAGUGAUUCUCAUCUAUUUUCUUGCAAUUUCUCAAAAGGAAAUUUGAAGGUGACAGAGAUAUAUAACUUCACCCAGGAUGAUUUGAUGACUGAAGAUAUAUUCAUCCUUGAUUGUCACUCAGAGAUCUUUGUCUGGGUUGGCCAAAAUGUUGAUUCCAAGAGCAGAGUGCAUGCUUUAACUAUAGGGGAGAAUUUUCUUGAGCAUGAUUUUCUUCUAGAAAAGUUAUCUCGUGAAGCUCCUAUAUAUAUUGUCAUGGAAGGGAGUGAGCCACCUUUCUUCACGCGCUUCUUCAAUUGGGACUCUGCAAAAUCUUCUAUGCUUGGGAACUCAUUCCAAAGGAAACUUACCUUGGUGAAAACUGGGGGUACUCCAACUGUUGAUAAACCCAAACGGAGAACACCUGUAUCUUAUGGAGGAAGGUCUAGUGUCCCCGAAAAAUCACAACGUUCCAGAAGCAUGUCUUUCAGUCCUGACCGAGUUCGUGUGAGGGGCAGGUCUCCAGCUUUCAAUGCACUAGCAGCUACUUUUGAGAACCCUAAUGCCAGAAACCUUUCAACUCCACCCCCAGUUGUGAGAAAGCUCUACCCAAGAUCUGUGACCCCGGAUUCAGCUUCCAAAUCUGCAGCUAUAGCAGCACUAACUGCCACUUUUGAACAGCCGCCACCAGCACGAGAAGCUAUUAUACCUCGAUCUGUCAAGGUGAGCCCGCCUGCCCAGAAACAAAAACCAGACACAAAUGAUAAGGAGAAUUCAAUGAGCAGCAGAAUAGGAUCCCUUACUAUUCAGGAAGAUGUGAAAGAGGGUGAAGCUGAAGAUGAGGAAGGUCUCCCUAUAUUCCCAUAUGAACGCCUGAAAAUAAUAUCAACAGAUCCUGUUUCAGAAAUUGACGUGACCAAGCGAGAGACUUAUCUGUCAUCAGAGGAAUUCAGGGAGAAAUUUGGUAUGAAGAAGGAAGCCUUUUACAAGUUGCCCAAAUGGAAACAGAACAAGCUCAAAAUGGCCCUUCAAUUAUUCUGAGUCUCCUUUGUUCACUGCCUUUUCUUCAGCUCCCUGCAGUUUUGGUUGCAGGUGGAUGAAAGCUUGCGUGCGAAUCUUGGGGGAACUCAAUUCUCAGGAGUGAAAGGGACAGCAUCAGUGCAUUUUUAGCUGCUUCUGCUCCCAAGAGGCUUGUUUCAAUGAUUGAUGGACACUAUCAGAGAUUCACCACCCGCCCCCACCCCU